UUAGAAGGUCUAGUUGUUAGUUCUCUUCGUCAAGUAGAAGAAAGAAAACCUAACCCCCCAAAAUUCCAUCAAAAUCUCCAAAUUAGGGUUUUGGUUCAUCCAAAAUCCAUUGCUUAACGCUUUCUUUGUUGAAUCAUGGAUGCUCAGAGGGCUUUGCUCGAUGAGUUGAUGGGAGCAGCUCGUAAUCUUACGGAAGAGGAGAAGAAGGGAUACAAGGAAAUCUCUUGGGAUGAUAAGGAGGUUUGCGGAUCUUAUAUGAUUCGAUUUUGUCCACAUGAUCUUUUUGUCAAUACUCGCAGUGAUCUUGGACCAUGCCCUAGAAUUCAUGAUCCGAAACUCAAAGAAAGCUUUGAGAAGUCUCCCAGGCAUGACUCUUUUGUGCCAAGGUUUGAAGCUGAACUUGGCCAGUUCUGCGAGAAAUUGGUAAUGGACUUGGACAGAAAAGUUAGACGUGGCAGGGAGCGCCUAGCCCAGGAAGUUGAAGUUCCACCAGCUGCUCCAGUCUCUAUGGAGAAAUCUGAGCAGCUAUCAUUGCUGGAGGAGAAGAUAAAGAAGCUUCUUGAGCAAGUGGAGACCCUUGGUGAAGCUGGCAAGGUGGAUGAAGCUGAGGCACUCAUGAGGAAGGUGGAUUCGCUAAAUGCCGAGAAGACAUCCUUGACGCAACUGCCACAGAAUGAUAAGCUCUUGAUUACACAGGAGAAGAAGAUGGCAUUGUGUGAGGUAUGUGGUUCUUUUCUUGUAGCAAAUGAUGCGGCAGAAAGGACACAGUCACAUGUGACCGGCAAGCAGCACAUCGGUUAUGGCAUGGUCCGAGAUUUCAUCAGCGAGUACAAGGAGUCUAAGGAGAAAGCAAGGGAAGAAGAAAGACUAGCUAGGGAGAAGGAAGUUGAAGAAAGGCGAAAGCAGAGGGAGAACGAAGUUGAGAACAGAAGUAAGCGAAGCAACUCCGGCGAGAGUGAUAGGUAUCAUGACCGUGAACGAGAUCGAGGGCGAGAUCGACAUCGUGAACGAGACUCUAACAGGGAAAGGUCUACAGAAUGGAGUGGCAGAGGAAGCAGGGAUGGAGGAAGAGAGAGAGACUGGAAGUAUAACAACCGCAGAAAUGGAAGAGCAGUAGACAGGGAUCGGUACAAUGACAGAAAUGGAAAAGGAGAUCUCUCUCGUGAGAGGGGUUGGGACAGAAGCAGGUCCCGCUCACCUGUUAGGCAUGGUCACUAGAGGUCAUCAAGAAGCUUAGUCGGCCUAUAUUAGUGGUCGGACUUUGUAAUUAGCUGACCGAGUUUGAACCUAAAAGAGGUAGACAUUUUCUAUCUCAUACAUCUAAAUAUUUUAUUUUGUGAAGUUUCAAGUACGAAUGUAGUCGACAACACUUGUUUUGUUAUCUCACAGAUCUGUUGAGACUUUAGUACUAUACCAUCUCCCUAUCAAUUAUACUUUAGAGGAAAAGGGGAUUGAGGUAGGUCUAUUUGUGCUGUCAAAUUUAAUUAUUUUAUGUAGGUAUGAGUUGAGCUAAAUAGUUUCGCAUGGGUUCUAUAUGGGCAUACUUGUUUCAGAGCACUUAUCUUGGCCAAUGUUGGUAACAAAUGUUCCGAGUAACUAAGACAGCAGGUGGUAGACUAUGGUGCGUCAAUAAAGCUGCUGCAGAGGGAGAUGUUUGUUAUUUCAAAUGUUAGCAAGGUAACCCAUAAAUCUUGGCUUGUACCCUGUUCGGAUUCACAUAGUGGGAAUUUUGCACUUGUGUAGUUGCAGUUUGAUGUACUUCCAAAUUUACUCCUGCUUGGUGGCAGUUGUCAAUUUGCUACUGUAAAGAAAACACUUGGGAAUGUGUAUCCUCACCCACACCCACACCCACACCCACACCCACACCUGGCUGCGUGAUGGUAGAUAGGCCUUGUUGCUGAUUACUGUGUUUAAUUUUUUUUGAAGCGUGCUGAAUACUCAUUAUAUAAGCAAUGUCGUGCAGAACUUUUUGGGCUAUAUGUCAGUCGUCUU
Messenger RNA from Papaver somniferum (opium poppy), 1992 nucleotides. Its product is annotated as luc7-like protein 3. The record is from RefSeq and is a predicted model, not a curated record. Gene Ontology annotation, cellular component: U1 snRNP; U2-type prespliceosome. The transcript has 6 exons. The coding region runs from base 136 to 1218 and encodes 360 amino acids. Gene Ontology annotation, molecular function: mRNA binding. Gene Ontology annotation, biological process: mRNA splice site recognition. NCBI's taxonomy places the organism in Eukaryota, Viridiplantae, Streptophyta, Magnoliopsida, Ranunculales, Papaveraceae.